GUCUGUCGGUGCUGCAGAGGAUCUUGGACACGGCGGCGGAGCGGAGCUGGCAGGUCACCUCCGUGAACUUGGACACUCUGACGGAAGUCAGCUUCAUCAAGCUGCUGGCCGACCUCGACUUCAAGAAGGACUUUCAGAUCAUCAUCGACUGCGAGCUCGAACGACUCAACUCCAUCCUCAACCUGAUUGCUGCUCAGAGGAGAAACUUGAAGAACUAUCACUACAUCCUCAACAACCUGGGCUUCAUGGACCUGAACAUGACGGAGUUUCAGAAACUCGGGCCGAACGUGACGGGCUUCCAGCUGGUGAACCGGUCCGAUCCGGCUGUGGAGAAGAUCAAUCAGGACUGGCUGGACUUUGACAGCAAAGACCUCAAACUGGCCCGCAGGAGUCUCAGG
Messenger RNA from Plectropomus leopardus (leopard coralgrouper), 398 nucleotides. NCBI's taxonomy places the organism in Eukaryota, Metazoa, Chordata, Actinopteri, Perciformes, Serranidae. The record is from RefSeq and is a predicted model, not a curated record.